UAGCCCUGCGGCCACACUGUUCGCAUAGCGUCAUUGCUGUACUAAAACCUAAAAAUCCGCCGUGUUCGUAUUCCGCCAUUUUGAAAGCUGCGAGUGGAAUUUGGACGCGUUGCUGGAUUCUCGAUUUCAAUAUGAAGCGCCAAAAAUGAUUGCAGCGUUUGCAUCGUAGUCUUGAAAAGGUUUUUUUCAUUGAUUUAAUUAGAGCCACUGAAAGCGGUUGGCCAUCCAGAGAAGCGAGCGACCAGGGAUAAAGGAAUUCCCCACAAGUCUGCGCCCAGCGCCCCCUUAACGCGGUAACCACUGACAGAGAAUCAAAAGAGGAACCACAGCCGGAAAAGGCCAGAGGUUUAAUUGUUACGACGACGACGAAGAAGAGCAGAGGACAGCAGCAGACAGAUUCGGAUACAGAAACAGCGAAAUGGACAAAAAUCUGAUGAUGCCGAAGCGUUCGCGCAUCGAUGUCAAGGGCAGCUUUGCCAAUGGGCCGCUGCAAGCACGCCCACUGGUGGCCCUGCUCGAUGGACGCGACUGCUCCAUCGAGAUGCCCAUCCUAAAGGAUGUGGCCACGGUGGCCUUCUGCGAUGCACAGAGCACCUCCGAAAUACACGAGAAGGUCCUCAACGAGGCAGUGGGCGCCCUGAUGUGGCACACCAUCAUCUUGACAAAGGAGGAUCUUGAGAAGUUCAAAGCUUUACGCAUCAUCGUGCGCAUCGGCAGCGGCACAGACAACAUCGACGUGAAGGCGGCGGGCGAACUGGGCAUCGCAGUGUGCAAUGUUCCCGGCUACGGAGUCGAGGAGGUGGCGGACACGACAAUGUGCCUGAUCCUCAACCUCUACCGGCGGACGUACUGGCUUGCGAAUAUGGUGCGCGAGGGCAAAAAGUUCACCGGGCCCGAGCAAGUGCGGGAAGCAGCGCAUGGCUGUGCACGCAUCCGCGGCGACACCUUGGGCUUGGUUGGACUGGGACGCAUCGGGAGCGCCGUGGCCCUGCGGGCAAAGGCGUUCGGCUUCAACGUCAUCUUCUACGAUCCCUACCUGCCCGACGGCAUCGACAAGUCGCUGGGCCUCACUCGCGUCUACACACUGCAGGACCUGCUUUUCCAGUCCGACUGCGUCUCACUGCAUUGCACGCUCAACGAGCACAACCAUCAUUUAAUCAAUGAAUUCACAAUUAAACAGAUGCGACCUGGUGCAUUUCUGGUGAACACCGCACGCGGCGGUCUGGUCGAUGACGAGACCCUGGCGUUGGCGCUGAAGCAGGGAAGGAUAAGAGCUGCCGCCCUGGACGUUCACGAAAACGAACCUUACAAUGGCGCACUGAAGGAUGCCCCAAAUCUGAUUUGCACACCGCACGCCGCCUUCUUCAGUGAUGCAUCCGCCACGGAGCUGCGCGAAAUGGCAGCCACCGAAAUCCGGCGGGCGAUCGUCGGCAAUAUUCCAGACGUGCUGAGGAACUGCGUCAACAAGGAGUACUUCAUGCGCACGCCGCCUGCCGCUGCCGCCGCGGGCGUGGCGACGGCUGUUUAUCCCGAAGGUAAACUACAAAUGAUAUCAAAUCAAGAAAAGUAGAGAGACAGAGACAGGCGAGCGAGGGAGCGUUAUUACAAGUAAAAACAAAACAAAUCGAAACAAAAUACAAAAAAUACAACAAAAAAAAAAAAAAAAACAUAAGAAAUCAACCAACAAAAUCCAAGCAAAAAUGCAAUACCAGAAAUCGUUUAAACACACAUACCUUACACACACACACACCAUAUACCAUACCACACCCACACAAGCACACGCACACAGAUGUAGCAAGCAUCCAAACAUACUUCUAUUCUUUCUCUGACUCAUUCGAAAGUAUAUAUAUAUAGACGACGGGAGUGGAGCGCGCCAGAGAGAGUAUAUAACAUUUGAAAGCAAGAUUCAAGAACCCACGCUAUAAGAGUUGAUAAAUAAGUUACACAGUUUAAGCUAUACAAAUAUAUAGAUCUAUAUACAACAUAUAUAUGUAUAGUGGCUAAGCGCUGCACCAAGAUCAGAAUGUUUGACGUCGAUGAGGAGGAUAGAACGCAGCCGAUGUUGGCCAAAAGUUACCUUUAUUCAAUAUGUAUCUGUGUAUGUAUAUGCAAUGUUUUGGCUCUGUUGAUGAUGAAAAAAGGCUUCAAAAACCUUGAAGAUUUCAUUGAGUUCCCAAACUCCUUCGUUUUGUUCAACUUCUUUUUAAAAAUUCAAUUUGCCUCAAAAUUUAACGUUUACAUGUGGCCAACUAUCUUCACUUUAGUCUACAACAAUUACGUGCAUAUAUAGAGACAUAAAAUACAUAUUAAUGAAUAAGUUGCAAGAUAAUUUACACAUGAAAACAAGGUGAAAGUAAACAAUAUGAUGGAUUAUUGUUGUUGAUGUUUCGCGACCUCCCUUCAUCCCUCCCAAAAAAAAAACCCUCACAUGUGUCCGGCUUUAACUUUAACGGAAACUAGAAACAAUCAGCGGAAAGUAUGUAAAGUAAUUUUGUUCAGUGUAUUUAGCCAUGUAUUCAAUGUAUUUACAAAUUAAUAUUAUUAUGGAAAACCAAGCAAAUGAUUCCAAUAUGAGUAACUCCCCACGUCAAAACAUUUUGUAAGCUUAAGAAUAAAAUUGGUUACCUUAUUUUGCGCCAUUCAUUGCUGACUUUCAAUUGUUAAAUGGUUCGAAUAAGAUACGAAAUAAACACCCCAGAGGACAAAGUGUUUAACUGAAAUUACUAUUCUGUUGCUCAAGCUCUGCUCUAUAUUACAAAAUGAUCUCAUCAUUCAAGUUUAUUUUCGCCUUACGUACAUUCUUGUAUUUUCGAUUGGCUACAACAAACAAGCAAACAGCAAGAAAGUUAAUAACUAAACUAUAUAUAUAUUUAAUAGAUGACAACUCGGCGCGUUAGAUUCAACCACAUCUAUAAAUAGAAAGAAGAAAAACUACAAUUAAAUUAACGCAUAGUCUAUGUACAUUUAAAAUAUAACAGAAAUUAUAUUAAAAGCAAAACCAGCAAGAAACAACAAAUUGCUAAAAAGAAACAAAACAAAAAAAGAUAAUACAUGUAAUAUUAAUGAACCUAGAUUUACCUUAACGAUAAAGGCAGCUGAACGGCGAUGAUAACAAGGAUAUGAUCGUCAGCGAGCGGCACAAUUAAACAUUGUUAGCGUGUAAAUUGUAAUUUUAUUUAACGAGAAUAUAUAUUUACAUGUAAACGGAA
This is a messenger RNA of Drosophila ficusphila, 3209 nucleotides long. It is a transcript of the gene CtBP, whose product is annotated as C-terminal-binding protein. NCBI's taxonomy places the organism in Eukaryota, Metazoa, Arthropoda, Insecta, Diptera, Drosophilidae. The transcript has 6 exons. The record is from RefSeq and is a predicted model, not a curated record. The coding region runs from base 419 to 1570 and encodes 383 amino acids. Gene Ontology annotation, molecular function: transcription corepressor activity; oxidoreductase activity, acting on the CH-OH group of donors, NAD or NADP as acceptor; NAD binding.